AUGGCAAUGAGUGAUCGAGGGGAUCCUGAGGAACCUCAGACUGUGCGGGACGGUGCCGUCCUUCCAACAGAUAAGAGGUUUUCCUGUCCUGAGUGUUGGAAGUGUUUCCGCUUGAAAUCCAAACUUAAUGUGCACAAAAGAACUCACACAGAGGAGAAGCCGUAUUCCUGUCCUGAGUGCGGGAAAUGUUUUUCAGAGAAGUCCACUCUUAACACACAUAUAAGAUCGCACACAGGUGAUAAACCAUAUUCGUGUCCUGAGUGCGGGAAAUGUUUUUCACAGACGUCCCAUCUUUACAGACAUCAGAGGUCACACACAGGUGAGAAGCCAUAUUCCUGUAUUGAGUGCGGGAAAUGUUUUGCACAUAGAACAAAUUUUGUGGAACAUCAGAGAUCUCACACGGGGGAGAAGCCGUUUUCCUGUCCUGAGUGCGGGAAAUGUUUUUCAACUAAGUCAAAUCUAAACACGCAUCAGAGAUUGCAUACAGGAGAAAAGCCGCAUUCCUGUUCUGAGUGUGGGAAAUGUUUUGUAAAAAAUUCAGUGCUUGUCACACAUCUGAGGUCCCACACAGGUGAAAAACCAUUUUGUUGUCCUGAGUGUGGGAAAUGUUUUUCAGAUAAGUACAGUUUUUUGAAACACCAGAAAUCUCACACGGCAGAGAAGUCGUAUUCCUGUUCUGAGUGCGGAAAAUGUUUUGUACAAAAAUCAGAACUUGUCGCACAUCAGAGGUCUCACACGGGGGAGAAGCCAUUUUCCUGUCCCGAGUGCGGGAAAUGUUUUUCACAAAAGGGCAACCUUUCUAGACAUCAAAGAUUGCAUACAGAAGAAAAGCCGUAUUCCUGUAGUGAGUGUGGGAAAUGUUUUAUACAAAAUUCACAACUUGUCAUUCAUCAGAGGUCUCACACAGGGGAAAAGGCAUAUUGUUGUCUUCAGUGUGGGAAAUGUUUCACAGAGAAGUACAGUUUUAAGAAACACCGGAGAUCUCACAUGGACGUUAAGCCGUAUACCUGUUCCGAGUGCGGGAAAUGUUUUUCACAAAAUUCCGGCCUUUACAAACAUCAGAGAUCUCACACGGGGGAGAAGCCGUAUUCCUGUCCUGAGUGCGGGAAAAGUUUUUCACAAAAGUCCGGUCUCUACAAACAUCAGAUGUCUCACACGGGGGAGAAGCCGUAUUCCUGUUCUGAGUGCGGGAAAUGUUUUUCGCAGAAGUUCAAUCUUUUCACACAUCAGAGAUUGCAUACGGGGGAGAAGCCAUAUUCCUGCACUGAGUGCGGGAAAUGUUUUACAGUGAAGUCUGGUCUUGCCUCACAUCAGAAAUCGCACACGGAUAAGAAGCCACUUUCCUGUAAUGAGUGCGGGAAAUGUUUUUCAAAGAAGUCUGAUCUUUACAGACACCAGAGACUGCACAUGGUGGUGAAGUAACUUUCCUGUCCUGAGUGAGGGAAAUGUUCCUCACUGAAGUCCUGUCUUCCUGUACAUCAGGGGUCCCAC
Molecule: messenger RNA, 1491 nt
Organism: Rana temporaria (common frog)
Lineage: Eukaryota; Metazoa; Chordata; Amphibia; Anura; Ranidae
Product: gastrula zinc finger protein XlCGF26.1-like
Exons: 2
Coding region: 1-1422 (473 amino acids)
Source: RefSeq, a predicted model, not a curated record